Messenger RNA from Australozyma saopauloensis, 504 nucleotides. RefSeq lists its product as uncharacterized. Lineage: Eukaryota; Fungi; Ascomycota; Pichiomycetes; Serinales; Metschnikowiaceae. The coding region runs from base 1 to 504 and encodes 167 amino acids. The record is from RefSeq and is a predicted model, not a curated record. The transcript has a single exon.
AUGAAAAAGGCCUUUGUUGCGCCGGGCGAUUCCGAGGCGCUGUCUUGUCGCAGCACCUACAAAUCUGCCUCUGCUUACGACUUCUACGAUACAUUCAUACCCGUCUUCGAUGACAACAAAAAAUUGACCCAGCCUCCUGCAAUAAAACCGGAGGCUGGCCAGGGGAGCUCCUCCAACAGAAGCUCACGCCAUGCCUCGCUCGAUCUCUCACAGAAGAACAAGUCGCUCGACGCUUUGGCGCUGCAGCUCCACAACCCGCUGUUCUACCUGAAACUUCUGUUUGCCAACCAUACCCAAUCUAGACUCGCCACGCCGCUCAAUUCCGGUGCUCCGUCCUUGACUGAGCUUGUCAAACCCUCAGCUCCAGGGAUGAGGUCUCAGAUGGGUAGCCUGUUGGGAAGCUCCAACAACGUCUCAGCACUUGCGGAACCCGUCGACUCGGCCAAGAAACUCCUGGUUGAGAGUUCCCCGAAAAAGACCGCCGCGGCGCCUACAGCUGUCUAG